Molecule: messenger RNA, 7924 nt
Organism: Cherax quadricarinatus
Lineage: Eukaryota; Metazoa; Arthropoda; Malacostraca; Decapoda; Parastacidae
Source: RefSeq, a predicted model, not a curated record
AUUGGAACAAAACGGGAACUACGGGUGGAAGAUCGGGGGAAUGGGAUUGAACUGUAGCGUAUAAUCACCCCGUCUGUGAUUCAGGAGCGUGAUGGAGGACUCUGGUGGAAUGACAGCUAAUGCCCAGGAGUUCUGCCUCCGCUGGAACAACUUCCACUCUAGCUUAGUAACAGCGCUGGAUGGUUUCAAGAAUGACCAAGAUUUUGUAGAUGUAACUCUAGCAUGCGAAGGACAGUUCCUCAAAGCUCACAAAAUGCUACUUUCAGCCUGUUCAGUUUUCUUCAGAGAUCUCUUGAAGGCAAAUCCAUGUCAGCAUCCAAUUGUCAUAUUGCCACCAGAGGUGCGUUUUGCAGAUUUAGAGAAGCUUCUACGAUUCAUAUACCAGGGGGAAGUUAAUGUGCAUCAAGAAAAUUUGGCUAGAUUUCUCAAAACUGCAGAAAUGUUGAAGAUCAGAGGCCUUGCAGAGGACAGUGAAAAGCAGAGAGUACUUCGUUCAUCCUCACCAAGACCGCCGGAAGGAUGUGACACUGAUUCCGUCAGUCCUAAACGACCCAGGUUAUCUAUAGACGUCCACCAAUCCUCUCAAGAACCACAUACCCCAAAUGAUGACAGUCGGUUAUCAGGUGAUUCAGAUUCAGAAAUGAUUCCUGUCAAACAAGAGAUGGUUGAAUUAAAAGAAUGCAGUGAUUCUGCAUACGAAGGUGGGUUUCAACAGAGCCUUUGUCCAGAGGCGUACCUGAGAGAAGGAGGUCCUGCCUCCUCCUCACAACAAUCCCAACAAGCUCCCCCAAAUGCACCCCCGCCCCCCGGGCCGUUAUUACCUUCUUAUGUUCCACCUCCACAAGUCAAGACACAAGAUGGGCUCUGUCGGACCCCACCGCACCCGGUAGGGGGACUCAUCAGACGCUUUUUGGAAGAAUGCUUGCAGCUAUCUGAGCCGGGACCCCUGCUGUCCUGCUAUACUGGAUUGGAGUCGACCCCACACUUCCAGCUUCUGCGAUCUGUAGCAAAGGAGUGGAGCUACUGCCGCAAUGCCACCCAGAACUACACCACCAUGGGUGGUAGUAGUAAACGCCAGAGGGCUACUUCAAGGCUCAUUGAAACAUUUGAAAGUAUUGAUGCACUACGCUCACAACUGGCUCACUACAUGCACCAAAUUAUUCUUCUGGAAAUGUCCAGUCCUGGGACUAUAGCUAAAGUAUCAAAGGCUGAACUUCAGAUACAACAGCAUCAGCAACAGGUAAAUCAACAGGCACAACAAGGGGAAGGGGCAGCACCUGAAGGUGGGAAUAAUAGUAAUUCUGAUCCAGCACCCAUGGAUAUAGCAGAAAUGACAGGUAUCACAACAGAACAAUGCACUUUCUUUUCUAAAGCCACUGAAGUUAUGAAGCAAUUGCGUAAGUUGUACUUUGACCAGUCUCGUCGACUGGCUGUGCGCAUUAGCCAGCUGAAGAAAGGGCGGCAACAGUCUCAGGAACGUAUGCAGAGACAGCAAGCCAUGCAACAAAACUACCUCCAACAAACUUUACAGCAGCUUCAACAGCAGCAACAUCAACAGCAGCAACAACAGCAACAUCAUCAGUCACAGCAACAGCAACAGCAACAGCAGCAACAGCAACAGCAGCAGCAGCAGCAGCAUCAUCAGGGACAACAAAUGGGUAGUCAUCAAAUGGGCCAAGGUCACCAAGAUGGAGCAGCACAACUCCUUCAUGGACAACUGUCCCUGCAUCAUCUCCACCAACCUUGGUCUGACUAGUGAUUGUGAUGAAGUUACAUAUAUAACUGGUCUGAUUCUUUAAAAAUUUAACCUUUUAACAACAGCUACCUGCAGUCCCACUUCAGUUGCGAGGUUUUAAAAGCAGUAUUUAUGGUUAGAAAUUGAUGACAAAGGCAGCAGGCUCAAUCAAAAUGCAUUACUGCACUGGGAUUGAGAGUUUGCUUCCUUAGAAAGUAGUGCUUUCCUGUGCAGACUGAUAAAUCCACUUCAUUUAAAGCCAGUGAUAAUGUGAAACAAUGCCUCUUACUAAGUUUAGGUUAGUGGAUAUGCAUCUGUUGUCAUGGUCAUGAUGUAUAUGAGUGCACAAGGGAUUUUCCAGAAUCUCGAUGAACACAGUCUUGGAAACCAUCUAUGCAUUGUACAGGAAAUCUUAUGACCAUUUCAAAAAAAUAAUAAUAAUUUUGUUACUAAUUAAUAUGUAGAAUGUGGUGUACAUAAUACUGUAUUAAGUACUGGUAGGUAUGGUGAAUAGCCUGUUGUGGCAUUAGGAUUCAGUGUUCCAGUUAGGUUUUUGGAAAAUGUGGUGUCUUUAGGCAUAAACAUUUUCCUUCAGCACACAACUCAGGAAGUGACAGGGCAUAUGUUACAUAUUCCAACUCUCCUCACAAGAUUUCUUUUUUUUUAAAGCUGUAAGGUUAAAUGCUUCACAAUCAAGAACGGGUCUCUUGCUAUGUUAGCCACAUCGAGGAGCGUGAUUCAAAUGUCUAAAUGAAACACUGUGUUCUUCACAAUAUGGAUGUAUUGUUUGAGAGGUAUUGAGUAUUUCAGGUAUUACUGGUAAUCAAAUUCUUAUACAUUAAUGAAAAUAAAAAAAAAGAUUAAAAAUAUUGACAAAAGGUCCUCAUGGCGAUAUGUCCGCCGUAACUUGCAGUCGUCAGAAGUUGUGUGAAUGUGUUUUAUCUUGUGACUGGUAUGCAGGGCUGCAGCUUCUUCCCCCCCCCCCCUUUCCCAGGGAGUCUCUUCCAAUACAAAUCUUGUAGUUUGCAACAGUUACAGAUAUAUUCAUCUGUGUCAUUACUGUGUGUACAUCCUUGUGAUGCUCCUUAUCUUACAUAUGAAUGAUCACAAACUUUAUACCUCAAGAUUCUACCUGUAAACAAGCCAAGACUUAAAAUCUAUUUUAUUUACUAGCAUUAUACCAGGUGCUCUAAGCCCAGUGUCUUUAGUGGUCUUAUAUUUAGAAAUGGCUAGGCUUAUGUGGGUGGAGGUUUUGUUGACAUAUGCCAAAUUUUACAUAUACCUUGCAUGAAAAAUAUAAGUUUAGUAUUGGAAUUAGCCUCUUACUAAUGUGCCAUGGGCAGAAUUUGCUGCUCUUGGGCUAGGCACAGUGGACUCAAGUUAUAUUGACCAUACAAAGAAGCAAUAUGGCAAAUUAUGCUAGCCAUGCGAUGUAGAAGUACUGUACUUGGCGUAUGUUGUUACUUUUAUUCAGGUAUGUAAGUAUUACAUGCACAUGUCAGAUUGAAGGGGCUUAUUUUACUGAGCAGUUAUCAGGUAAACAAAGUUCAGGUUUCAACUAGAAUUAAAUGUUUUUGAAUGGUACUUGCAUCAGGAAGAAGCUCAAGUAAUUAAAAGGCUCAGUGCCCGAAGGUGACUUGCUGGAUAAACUUGGAUAGUGUAUUGCUCUCGUCCUGAUGCGAGCUAACCUUCAAAAUCCGACAUUUUACAUAUUACAGAGAUAGCUAUAUUUAUUAAGUUAAAUUAGGCUACAUUAUACUAUUUUUUUAUGGUAUUUAGAUCGUUUAUUAUUUUAUAAUUUUUAUUAAUAUUUAAUAAUGCAUUUUUAAUAUUUUAUAUUUAUAUACUGUCUAGUGUAUUUCAGCCUGAAAUACUAUGUAUGAUUGUCAAUAACUGUAUUAAGAAGUGAUUAAGCUGAAUCCUUGAUAGGGAAGCCAGAUCAAGUUCAUAGAAGAUCUUGCCUUAGGGGAUACAGGAGCUUGUGAGGUCAUGCCCAACUCUCAACACAUGGGGAUAUGCCAUGCUAUGCAACCUUAAAUCUCUAAUUAAUAGCAGUUCAGUUAUGGAAGAACUUUGACCAUAACAGAAGGUUUAGAAACACAAGAGCUGCUGUCUGUAAUGAUUACCACUUCAGAAACUUUUUGCACUAUAUAAAGUAUAUGAUGCAUAAAUUGAAUUUUUUUCAUAGUUAUUAUUGGUGGGUAAUGUAAGCCAGUAUUUGUAUUGCAUUCCUGGGACAUAAGUGAUAGGCCAAUAACUUCCGAGGUACAUUUCUUCAUUGGUAUUGUGUUAAGUUUGGAAAAUAAAGCAAAAAAUUUGAUCUAGCAUACUGUUCGAGCCAAUUUUUUUUUUUAACGGUACUGUAUCCCAAGUGUUAUGGGUAUCGUAAUGUGAUGUCUGCUAGUAGGGGCCUACAGACAGUUUGACAUUUCAAAUGUUUUAUUGUAUUUAGCGUAUUUACUCUGGCAAGUAUAAUGAAGUAGAUCAUUGCAAAUCUAAGACUGGUUUGAGCCAAGGCCUUCCUGGACCACUGAAUUUUCCAGUUCUGAAGCCCUGAUUAAACAGCAUAAAUGUAUUUAUAGUUGUAUACUCUGCUGUACAUAAUGUAUGCAAAUAAUGUCAUCUAAUUAAUUUACUUAUUCUCAUAGGGCGUUUGCCUCCGUUCCCAAAGUGCAAAUUGUAGAGUAGACUUGAAGAAUUAGGUGAGUAGCAUAGGAUUGGGCUAAUCUCAGAGCCUUUGUUCAAGGAGUUCUGGGAUUUAACCCUAAUUUCUGGUUCUGGAGGGUCUGGCAAAACCAUUUCAAAUUUCUGAAGUUCCAGGGUUCUGAAAUUUUUGUGUGGUGUUCUACUGUUAUCAGCAUUAGAGAAGGACAGUAAUGACUUGAGCUGGCAGUUAUUGGCAAUUUAUUAGUAUAUAUAUAUAUAUAUUAGCUAUAUCAGGCUUUACGAGCCCUUUUGCAUGCAUGGCCACAAUAUGGCCUUAAAUCAUAUGAUGGGUUUUGCAGAUGUCAUAUACGUACUAGGGCAUACAGUUUAUCAAGAAAUACAAGCCAUUGGGUGUGAUGAAUUUGGUUAUGUAACCUGCACUGUUUGUACUAAUUACAUGAGGAUUGGAUAUAUUUGGUUAGGUAGAGCAAACAAAUGGUGGAUUGGUUUGUGUUGGCAGAUUUGAAACUUCAAGAAUCAGAGUGAAGUGAUAGACUUUGCGAGUGGAUAUAUUGAAAAGUGAUGAAUUGAGAAAAAAUAAAAAGACCACUUGCCGGUAUCGCUUGGAAAUGUUUACAAAUUGGACGUGGAAAAGAUGGCAAAUAGUUAACGGAUGUAAUUACUGGAAAUUAAUACAAAGAAAGACUGAAUAUAGAUAGGAAAGGACAAAGUUAAUUAUUGUGAGUGUUGUGUGUGCAGGGCCAUGGUGUGCUGUUCUGCUGUAUACUGUUUGUAUUAUAGCUUAAUACACACUUCAGUAACAUUACAUCAUUGAUAAAAUUAGCCAUAAUUUUCACUUGCAUUAGGGCAUUUGGGUACAACCAUAAUGAGUUGAAUUAUAAGUCCUAGCCAAAAAUGGACAGGAAACCUGGGUGGAGUGGAUCCUAUAGCACAGUGUAUCUAUUCUCACAGACAUAAAUGCACUUCAAUUAAUGUCCAUCAUAUCCAUACCCACGAUACAUAUCCAGGGCUACACAAAUAAACGGGUAUUACAUACAAGGUCACUAUAACAGGGUCCAGCUGGCGUGCCUAGCGCUUCCGGUGUUGUUCGUCUUGCAUUCCUACAGUGGAAUUAGACAUUCAGGAUUAGUUACCUAUAUUAUUUCACCAUUAUUUUUGGGUUAGGAGAGUCCUUAGAAUAAAUUAUGAUCACUCUGGUUUCUUGAGCCAAUUUCUUGGGUGCAUCUACCUCAUGUGGUUUCUUCUGGUGGCUUGUGCGACCCCUUCCAUGACAUUUUAAGGUCCUCCACAUAAUCAAAGUCAGGGAAUGAAUUUAGAGUAUCUGCUGAUCAAAUUCUGUGAUAUAUUCAAUGUCUUCUCAGGGUAACACUAGAUAAUGGCAAACUUCCCAUGUUGUUAAUAAGGCUUGGUUUCUUAAAAUGUUUGUAAUUGGAACCGGCCAACAGGACAGUGGCAGGUGUCAUUGUCUGUCAUGUAGCCAUGAGAAUCAUUAGAAUGAUCAUCAUUAGAAUGAUUAUCAUUGCAGAAAUCAUUUAAGGAGUUGUCUUGGGUCUUAUGAGGUCAUUAUGGGAGGUGUCUGUCAAACCAAAUGUGAAUAUAUCCUGCAGGUUUUUAACAUUCAGGGUCAUGUAUUAUUAUAUACAGCAACUUUUCUGUCAGGGGUUCUUGCAAUAUUCAGGUGAAGAUACCAUAGUUUUUGUAAUUUUUUGCCAUAACUUGUACAACUCGGCUACAACUUGAUCGCAGGUACUUUGUAGUCUGGGUAUGUCUUUGUAAACAAGUUAAUCGUUUUACCAGCAGUUUUAAACUGAAUGGGUGAUAAAUUACUUGAUGAUUAUUAGCCAUGCAAAGUGUUUACCGUUUAGAACAUGUUGUGACGUUUCUUGGUAAGGACAUGACGUGACUGGCAGUGCUCUAACAUGGUCACUGGCUCUAUAAGUCCAGGCAUUCUCUUGGGUAGGAUUAAUGCCUUUAUAGUCUCAGUGCAACUGUUAACAUUUACCAUGUAUGUUUCAGAUUUACAAUUAUUAGAUAUUUUGUUUUCAGAUUUGGGUUAUUAAAACUGCGUGUUAGACCCGUACUUCAGUUAUCUAGAGAAAUACUCGAGUCUUUAUUCAUCCAUAACCUGGGUAUUUACCAGCGUCAGGAAAUGUGUUAAUAAGCUAUUUUCUUUAAUUUCUAAAUUGCAUGCUGUGUGUGAUCAAGAUAUCAGUAAAGAUUUUAGUAACUCCUUUUAGAUAAUCUGAAGUAUUUUUUUUAUAUAUAUAUAUAUAUAGCAUAUGUACUUGAUUUUAUGUUAAGAAUUUUAUAUGAAUAUAGUUUGUGUUUUACUAUCAUUAUAGUGUAUAUUUUCAGAAGUGCAAAUUUUAAAUGAUUUUCCUUGUUGUAAUAUAGGAUGUGCAAUGGAGAAAGAUAUUGUAAUAUUUAGAUUAAAGCUUUCUGAGAAAGAAAUGAAAAAAUUUGUGUCAGCCACAAGUGGAAAUUAAAACUUAGUAAAAUUUUGAAAUAUGAAUAUUUUGAGUCGUUGGUGAAAUUUUCAAGUAUUUUUUCUCACUUGCAUAUCCUAAUAAUUUCCGAGUAAAUCUAUCUUAGUGUCUAACAAUAAACAGUAUAUGGGUUUGCUGCGUACAAAACAAAUAGCCAUCGUCUAUUUGAUGUAAUACGAUUUUUAACAAUGCCCGUUACCAUAGAGGAUUAGGGUUCAGAUAGCUUGAAUGCAUGGUUGUGUCUUGAGCUGGCAAGUUUAAACCUCUGCAGUUUCUCGUAAAGUAUUCCACGUGUUAAGUUGUAAAGUGACAAAUGCUACAAAAAUCUCAGCAAAGAUGUAAACUUACCAGCAAGUCACAUUUAUUGUCCGUUGUCAGUCUCUAGUCCUCAUCUUUCCAUUUUAAACGUUUGUAAUCCCCUUGUAUCUUCAUAUAUGUACUGGAAAAUUUAAUGCAAGAUUAGAAGGAUGUCAGGGCACUGAUGACACUGACAGUAAGCUUUUCAUUGAUAAGUGAACUCUAACUGAAAAUGAAGUAUUAUUUGGAAAAUGAUGUAUGCCAUUGUUGGGUUAAAAAAAAGUGUAAAACACUGUUUGGAAGCUUUAAACUUGAUUUUAAUUUUAUUUGUUGUGAAAUCUAUUGCUCAAAGAAACUCAGUUUAUAUAAGUUUUACAAGGUAAUGAAUAGUAAAUUAUAUAAUGUAAGUGUUUUAUCUUUUUGGUAGAUGUUUAAGUUAUUUUUUAUUACUAGUGAAGAGUAUACUGAUUUCAUGGACUGGAUAUAUGUUCGUAUCAUUCCUUGUGAUUACUGAGGCAAUGUUUAUAGUAUUCCACAUACGUGCUGCUUGGUGCCUCAGUGUCCCGAUAGCUUCACAUGUUGGUGUUGUAGCUUUAGAUAUGUCUAGCAUAUGGAACUAUCAAGUGAUUGCGGUGGACUCCUUGAGGAGUUGACCUCUCAUGGCAUUCUAUUAAAUGCAUUUUAUAGUCUCACAUCUGGAAACUAAUUGAUACCUAUUAAUAAAUGAACCUAACUUAGA